CGUCUUCUUUGCAGGAAUCAAUGAAUCAUGACAAAUAAGCGACGUUUUGGGAAUCAGAAUUAUGCGAAAAUAAAGCGAACAUGUAUAAAGAAAGGGCAGCUUUUCGUUGAUACUGUUUUCCCACCGACAAAUGCUAGUUUAUUCCUGGAGCAAGGACGUAGCUCGGAUAUCGUAUGGAAACGACCGGCAGAACUUCAUAGCGAUCCACAUCUUUUCGUUGAAGGAGCUUCACCAAACGAUGUCACUCAAGGUAUAUUGGGAAAUUGUUGGUUCGUCUCCGCAUGUUCCGCUCUGACCCACAACCAGCAUCUUUUAAACAGGGUGAUACCCAACGCAGAUUCACAGGAAUGGAGCCCCAAAAAUUGUUACGCAGGAGUUUUUCGAUUUCGAUUUUGGAGAUUUGGAAGAUGGGUGGAGGUGGUUAUCGAUGACCUUUUACCUACAAGAGAUGGCAGUUUGCUUUUUGCACGGUCAAAAACGCCGAAUGAGUUCUGGUCCGCGCUUUUGGAAAAAGCAUUUGCGAAGUUAUAUGGUUGCUACGAAAGCUUGGUAGGAGGUCAUCUAUCUGACGCCCUUCAGGAUGUUUCGGGUGGUGUCGCAGAGACGGUCAAUGUUGCCAAAUUUCUGAAAGCGGGAGAUGCUGAUGCUCCAGACUGUCUCUUCAAAAACUUGAAGGAAGCUUUCGACAACGAGGCGCUGAUAGUCGCUGCAAUUGCGGCGAAUACCAAGGAUGAAAUUGAGCAGACGUUAUCUUGCGGCUUAGUCAAAGGACAUGCAUAUGCUGUGACUGCAGUCAAAUAUGUGGAACUGGAUGCGAAUUCGAAUACAUUUCGUGCUUUAUUUGGCCAUCACGAUCGGGUCAGAAUGAUUCGCCUUCAAAAUCCCUGGGGUGAAAAAGAGUGGAACGGCCCCUGGAGCGACGACAGCAAAGAGUGGGAUCAAGUGACUAUCUCUCAACAGAUAUCUCUUGGUAUCACCAAGGCAGAGGAUGGCGAUUUUUGGAUGCCUUGGUAUUCUUUUGUACAAUAUUUUACCGAUAUCUCGGUAUGUCAGCUGUUCAACACACGGACAGUCUCAACAUCGCGGAGAUAUCACGAAGCUAUAUAUUAUGGUGAGUGGACCACUAAUGGUGUAAAGCGUGGUGCUCCAGAUUACCUUGCGGGUGGCUGCUACAAUUUUUCUACAUUUUGUAAUAAUCCACAGGUUUGUCCUGUCUCUGCACUGAAUGAUGCUUGUUUUCAUAUGUUCUCGCCUACGACGAGGCCCAGCGCGGAAUGGAUUUCUCAGCCACGCAGCGCUGUGACUAUAUGCAUGCAAACAUGCGAUAAGAGAGUACAAGUCCAGGCGAGAAUUAUCUAUGUUGUACACUGUACACAUCAGGAUUAUUUGGCUAAGUCCACAUAUCCAGGAUUUCGAAAUUUGUAUGGAAAUUGUGAUAACCUAUUUAUGCCCAAGUUCCUGAUCUUUCCUGGAAUAAGCGCUCCCGGGCGAUUCCUAUUUGAAAUGCUCAUAGUUUAUUCGAGCUAUGGAAUCAGCGAAUUUCUUUUAGUCAGUGUGGUGACAGGGAAAAAACGAUCAAUCGUAAAACACUUCUUUGUCUUUUUCGACACCGAAACAAUACUUAUUUUGAGUGAUCACAACAUUAACUUCAAAAAGGACAUCGCGGAACACUUCCUUAUGUUUAUACCGAGUGUUUAG
Cylicocyclus nassatus is the source of this 1698-nucleotide messenger RNA. Lineage: Eukaryota; Metazoa; Nematoda; Chromadorea; Rhabditida; Strongylidae. The record is from the annotation of a GenBank genome assembly.